AGUCCUUCUGGCUUACUACGCACCAGAAACGUUGUCAGGCUUUGCUUUCGGCAGGUAAAGUCGAAGAAGCCCUCGAAUCACACCAACAUAUGAUGGACACCAUCGACGAAACUGAGAAGGCCAGCUGCCUCGAUUGGUCCAACGACUUCAAGGAACAAUGUGCGCUUGCUGCCCGUGAUGACCGUAUUCUUGGCGCAUGUACUCCCUUCCUCAACCUUUUCGCUAUUGACCUAAGUUAUGCAGGCGGAGAUUCCGGGGCAAGAUCAAGAUGGCUAUGAUGUAGAACCUGAUUUCUUCCGGGGGACGCAUGGCGUGGGUGCUUCAGCGUAUCCUUCAUUUUUCUCUCACAUGUCAUUCAUUACAGCAUCCUCAAACUUCCAGACCACGACCUCAAGAGCGCCCCGGGCUCUUCGAGAAACUCAGGCUCGCUAUGACAAGGAAUCUUCAUCCAGUUCCACCACCUGCACCUGCACCCACACCAGCACCGCCCACCGCCCUACCACCUGCCGCUGCCCCCACGACCUUCACAGGCCACGUACGACACCUAUUCACCUGGCGACCCGAUCACACAGCACCACCCGUCGUCGAAGUUUCUUUUGCGCAGGGUCGAAAGCGUAAUGCUGCAGCGGGUGCUCCUGCUGAUGACGAUUCAGACAUUAUACGUGCUGAAUAUGUCGAUGAUGGUCCACAGGAUCGCAAUACACAACAGCCUACUACGCAACAACCCAUUACGCAACAGCAACGACAACCAGUAGUAAUGCAGGCAGUAGAUACUGGGGAACAUGGAGGUGGCAAGUCGUGUUUCUGCUGCUAGCGUCUUUCUUGGAUGUCCUCGUGUAUUUUAGUUCUGUCAUUGCUCUUGUUUUUUUUUGCGAUAUAUAUCUGUUUGAUGUAAAUCGUACUAUUAAUCCGACUCAACGAUGGCACCGCAGGGUCCCUACUACAUUACCC
Messenger RNA from Suillus clintonianus, 951 nucleotides. RefSeq lists its product as uncharacterized. The coding region runs from base 308 to 814 and encodes 168 amino acids. The transcript is spliced from 3 exons. The record is from RefSeq and is a predicted model, not a curated record. NCBI's taxonomy places the organism in Eukaryota, Fungi, Basidiomycota, Agaricomycetes, Boletales, Suillaceae.